AUGACGUCAAAGAUGAAAAGUGAGAAAACGGACAAAUCCGAAAAGGCUCUGGCGGCGGAGAAAGAACAAUUCGUCAAACAACAGCUCCAGAGCAUUGGAAAGUGCAUGACCCCCACUGAAGCCCCAAUCAAAGAGAAAUAUGCGCGCACUAUCCUGUUAGGAACACACAAGGAAGGCGGCGCCGUCACGUUCUGGUCGCACGCCGUGAGUCUGCCCCUCGCCAGCAGCGCCAUCGUCAGCUGGAAGUUCUGUCACCUGUUGCACAAAGUGCUCCGGGAUGGCCACCCCAACAGCGCGCGAGACAGUCGCGGACACUGCCCCAAUAUUAAGCAAAUGGGAACUUUAUGGGGAACUCUCCAUGACCGAUACGGGCAUAUUGUUGCCCUGUAUGCAAAGUACCUGUGCAUCAAAAUAGAGUUCCACUGUAAGCACAAGGAGAUUUCCCCAAAUCUUGAAACUCCAGAUGAAGUCUUGGAAAAGGCUAUUGCAGUUGAUAUCAAUAAUGUGUUUGAAACAACUGACGAGGUGCUUGACUACAUGGAAGCAGCCCUAAGGCUACAAGAAACAGUCUUCAGGCAACUUGAGUCCAACUCCACAAGCUCAGCCACUCCGGUGGGUCAGUGCCGCCUAUCUCCCUUGGUCCCGGUAAUUCAGGACUGCGGCCCUCUGUAUCACUUCCUGGUCAAACUGCUCUUCAAACUACACAGUCGAAUACCUGUGGAUGCUCUGUUAGGGCACCGGGAGCGAUUUAGAGAUCAGUUCAACAGUCUAACCCAGUUCUUUGAGAAAUCCAGAAGCAUCGAGUUCUUUAAGACUCUCAUCCAGAUUCCUGAUCUUCCAGAUUCUCCUCCUAAUUUCCUGCGUGCGGCUUCACUCGCUGACCAUGUGAAGCCAGUGGUGGUUCAGAACCUGGAACAACUGGAAGAUGAUGACACUGAGACCCAAGUGGAUUUUGGUGAAGGCUUGGGAUACCAAAUGUCUCUUGCAUACAACCAGUAUGACCCUUCAGGUGAUGUAUCGGUGCAAAGGGAUACUGAAGUGGUGUCGUUGAGGAAAGAACUUGAAGCAGUGAAACCUGAACUUCAUAUAUUCAAAGCAGAGGCCCAGCGCGCUGUUGUCCAUCUGAAGGAGCAGGUGAAUAAGCUGGAGGCGGAGCUUGAGGAUCAGCGCACCCAAAAGCAGAUGGCCAUGGUGGAGAACGAGUGCCUCCGCAUGGAGGUGGAGACGCUCAGGACCCAGAACGCGGUCACUGCCAGCAUCCAGGCCUCCGCCAAAGACGCUGGCAGCCGGGCUCAAACCGUACAGGUCCAGUUCUCUCGGCUUAAAGAGAAGCACGCCGAGCUGGUCAGCAGACACGCAGACCUCAUGCGGAAGAAUGCCGACGCUGUGAAGCAGCUGGCCAGCACUCAGCAGGCGCAGGAGGAAGUCGUGAGGGCCAAAGAGCAGAUGGCGGUGGAACUGGAGCAGCUCAAACAGGAGAAGAGCGUGAAGCUCGAAGCCCACAAGGCAGAAAUCGUCAAACUGAAACAAGAGCUGCAAACUGGGAAAGCUGAAAUAACGCAAGUUCAGAGUGCUCUUCAGAGCAAAGAAAAGACGGGAGACCAGCUGAGCAGUGUGCUCGUGGGGCUGCAGGCGGAGAAGGAGGCACUACUGCGCUCCGUGCGGGAGCAGGAGGCCGAGCUCAGCAGCCUGAGGCAGUCGGCCCAUCAACACCAGGCCACCCUGCUGCAGGAGAGGGAGAAGACCCAGAAGGAGAUGGGAGCCCUGCAGAUCCAGCUGCAGGAGAAAGUGAGCCGGGAGGAGGAGCAGCGUUUGGAGCUGGACAAACUACGGCGAGAGCUGGAGUUGAAGAGAACCGAGGCGCUGAGUGCCCAGGCUGCCCUGCAGAGCAAAGAGGCGACAGGAGACCAGCUGAGCAGUGUGCUCGUGGGGCUGCAGGCGGAGAAGGAGGCGCUACUGCGCUCCAUGCGGGAGCAGGAGGCCGAGCUCAGCAGCCUGAGGCAGUCGGCCCAUCAACACCAGGCGACCCUGCUGCAGGAGAGGGAGAAGACCCAGAGGGAGAUGGGAGCCCUGCAGAUCCAGCUGCAGCAAGUGCUGCAGCACAAACAGGAGCAGCAGACAGAGAUCAGUCGGCUUCAACGAGAGCUGCAGGUGCUGAAGGACCAGACCGCUCUGCACAGCAGGAACACGGCAGGAGAUGAGAUGAGCAGUGUGCUCGUGGGGCUGCAGGCGGAGAAGGAGGCGCUACUGCGCUCCAUGCGGGAGCAGGAGGCCGAGCUCAGCAGCCUGAGGCAGUCGGCCCAUCAACACCAGGCGACCCUGCUGCAGGAGAGGGAGAAGACCCAGAGGGAGAUGGGAGCCCUGCAGAUCCAGCUGCAGGCCAAGUCGAGUCAGGAGUAUUUGCUGCAACAGAAGCUGCAGGAAGAGCAGUUCUGCCUGCUUCAGUGUGCCGUGGUGGAGGCCGAGGGCAUCAUACUGGAUGCCGUGGCCAAAGUCGACGACCCCAUGCACGUCUGCUGCGUUUGCACGCCAGAGUACCUGAUCAAUCGGGCGGAGACCACCCUGGUCUCCAUUGACAAGAUGCAGCAGAAUCAUGCUGUGUACCUGAGCAACAUGGAGGACGCCAGCGGGUUGCUGAGGGCAGUGACCCAGUUCUCCCACCUUGCGGCAGACACUAUAGUUAACGGAGCUGCCACUGCACACGCUGUGCCCACUGACCAAGCUGACCGGCUGACGGACAGCUGCCGAGACUGCGCCACCCACUGCCUGCAGUUCCUCAGGGAGCUGAAGCUGAAGGCCACGCUGCCUAAAGCCGACCCCACUGCCAUCCGCUACGUCAUCCAGCGCAUUCUCAGCCAGGGCCAAAACCUGAGACACACAGACCAAGAUGCUCAGAAGGCAGAACUGGCUGACCUGGUGGACAUGGAGAUGACUGCCACCUCCACUGCGAUUGAGGACGCUGUGCUGAGGAUGGAUGAAAUACUAAACCAAGCAAAAAGAGAUACAUCUGGAAUAAAACUGGAAGUUAAUCAAAGCAUUAUUGGUUCCUGCUCUGAUCUGAUGAAAGCUAUACACAUGCUGAUAACCGCCGCCACGGACCUGCAGAAGGAUGUUGUGGAGAGCGGUCGGGGAGCUGGAUCGGCAAAAGACUUCUAUGCCAAGAAUUCCUGCUGGACCGAGGGGCUCAUCUCGGCCUCCAAGGCUGUCGGAUGGGGUGCCUCAAGGAUGGUUGAGUCUGCAGACAAAGUAGUGACAGACCAAGGCAAAUAUGAAGAGCUGAUAGUUUGCUCCCACGAGAUUGCUGCCAGCACCGCCCAGCUAGUGGCUGCGUCUAAGGUAAAGGCUGACCGAGGCAACAAGAAGCUUCACACUCUACAGCAGGCCUCCCGGCACGUGAAUGACAUGGCCGCGGUCGUCGUGACAUCGACAAAAACAGGACAGAUGCAGAUUGAGUACAAGGACCCGCUGGAUUUCUCAGGCAUUUCCCUGAUCAAGCUGAAGACCGAGGAAAUGGAUUCUCAGGUAAGGGUGCUCGAGCUGGAGUCUCAGCUGUGUCAGGAGCGUCAGAGGCUUGGGGAGCUGAGGAAGAGGCACUAUGAGCUGGCUGGGCUGUCCCCCGAUCAGCCUGAAGAGGGGGACUUUAGUGGCUUCGUCAGCGUCUUGCCUCCGGUCGUGCCUGAUCCUCCGCUGCCCGAACUGCAGACACCAGAGCCCCCUCAAGCCACACCCCUUAAAGUCACACCCUCUAAAGCCACACCCCAUAAAGUCCCAUCUAAAAAGCCUUCCAUCUUUCAGAAAUCCGGCACCCUGCUUAAGAGUGCGGUAACGUUAUAUCUCGUUAUACAGCGCUGCUAUUGCUUUCACAAUUUGAUGGUGGUGUGCCUUUAUUUUGAAAUUUGCUAUUCUUUUUUUUUUUUACUCUUUUAGUUUAGGUGAAGCCCUUUGAGGAGGAUUGAACAGGACACUGCCUGCAUAUCUUCAACAUCAUGUUUUUAUUAUUGGUAUCAUUCCUGUCAGUCAUGUUUUAUUACACCUUUUAAUGAGAAUGAAGAAAACGACCCUUUGAGAGAUUUAAGGCAUUCCGUGCUAGAUAUUUUCUCUUCAUUUCUGAUAUUUUAAUUUUUAUAAACCUCUGUAAUUAAUACAUUGGUAUGUGAUGCAUUUAGUGUUUUUGACGAUAAUGUUUAGUUAUUAUCUACUCCAUUGUUAUUACAUCACGGGAACAUCACUUUUCUUCUAUUACUAAAAUAAAUUACAUUUUCUCCAAACAGAGCUUUUUUGUGUUUUUCCAUAAUAUGUCGGAAAGUAAAAAAUGUAUUUGAUGUGCCUCAUAAGUUACAAAAAUUAUG
Molecule: messenger RNA, 4349 nt
Organism: Electrophorus electricus (electric eel)
Lineage: Eukaryota; Metazoa; Chordata; Actinopteri; Gymnotiformes; Gymnotidae
Source: RefSeq, a predicted model, not a curated record